Messenger RNA from Leucoraja erinaceus (little skate), 475 nucleotides. RefSeq names its product histone H3-like. The transcript has a single exon. Bases 42 to 452 code for a protein of 136 amino acids. Lineage: Eukaryota; Metazoa; Chordata; Chondrichthyes; Rajiformes; Rajidae. Gene Ontology annotation, molecular function: DNA binding; structural constituent of chromatin; protein heterodimerization activity. The record is from RefSeq and is a predicted model, not a curated record. Gene Ontology annotation, cellular component: nucleosome.
AGUGCCUGUAUUUCAGGCUGUAAUACAAGUGUUGAAGCACAAUGGCCCGGACCAAGCAGACAGCGCGCAAUUCGACCGGAGGGAAAGCUCCUCGCAAACAACUGGCGACCAAAGCGGCGCGGAAGAGCGCUCCAGCCACGGGCGGAGUGAAGAAGCCUCACCGCUACCGGCCCGGCACCGUGGCUUUGCGGGAGAUCCGGCGCUACCAGAAAUCCACCGAGCUGCUCAUCCGUAAACUGCCCUUCCAGCGCCUGGUGCGUGAGAUCGCUCAGGACUUCAAGACAGACCUGCGCUUCCAGAGCUCGGCCGUCAUGGCCCUGCAGGAGGCCAGCGAGGCUUACCUGGUGGGGCUCUUUGAGGACACCAACCUGUGCGCCAUCCACGCCAAGCGAGUCACCAUCAUGCCCAAAGACAUCCAGCUGGCCCGCCGCAUCCGCGGGGAGCGCGCUUAAACUCGGAACCAAGGACAACAAAA